This is a messenger RNA of Schistosoma rodhaini, 3138 nucleotides long. Lineage: Eukaryota; Metazoa; Platyhelminthes; Trematoda; Strigeidida; Schistosomatidae. The record is from the annotation of a GenBank genome assembly.
AUGAAUUUGAAGGAAGUGUUACUUGACCUUGUGUUUGGAUACGUGCCAGCAGUGAUGAAUGGGGAAAUCGAACUGGUAAGAAGUUCUACUGUUCAAAAGAGCUUUUUGAAGUCACCAUCAUGUAGACCAGCUCUCCAAAAUGCAGACCACCUCACUUCCUCAGAUCUUUCCUUGUAUAGUACGACCGUUUCUCGAAUGUCAGAUGUCGUACGCUCUGAUCUCGACCAUCUUUCUGAUAUUGGAAUCGGAAGUAACACUACACCUGAAACUUUUGAGAAUGCUCGAAAAGAUCGUGACUUAUCCCGUAAUCCCACAAAUAGCUCUGGGAUAAUUUUAACACCAGUGUCCUGUCAGGGGUGUCAAGUAUCUACUCCUUUAACCGAAGUUAGUGACUCACUGGCUCUUGGAUCACAAUUGACCAGUUCUUGUGUAACUAGCUCUGAUGAUCUGAACAAAAAUCAUUUUCUGUCUUUAAUAAAAUCAAACUCAGAACAUUUGGAUAAGAUCUCAUCUGCGUCAGAUGUAGUUGAUUUCGGGAAACUCGCUUAUGGUCGCCUUGAUGGACAGUUGUGCGAAUCAGAAUAUCGAAAUAAGCUAAACAAAACACAUAAUUUGACUUCUGUUGACCAGUUAACAGAUACUACUUGCUUGCGUGUUAACAAUCUCAGUGCAGAUUAUCGUUUAAUAAGAGCGGCAAUAGAGUCUGGUAUUACAUCUGAUACGCUUACAGGUAUCAAUCAAAAAAGCGACACGAAGUGUUUUCAAGCUGAGUCGGACAGUUUGGAUAUUUCAACUGAAUUCGGAGUACCAAGUAAUGCAUGGAACCACCGGAAUUGUGCAGGGGUUACUUCUGCUGACCAUGGCUUUUCAUUUGUCGGGGACACGAUUACGUCUCUUAUGUCUAACACAGAAAUAGAUCAAGAUGGUGUUUUAAGUGACGGUCAUUGUAGCAACAUUUUCCCCACUUGUCAUAGCAACAAUUCCACUACUGCGACUGUUGCGACUAAGCGCCCAAUCACUGGGGCUCACCAAACAGCACGCUACCCUGCAGUUAAUAAAGGUAUGUGGUCGAGUAAUUCUAAUGGGCUGUCAAACUCUGCACUUGGAUACAUGGUUUCCAAUGCAUGGAGCAGCAGCGGCACCAGUAUUUCAUCAAAGUUAGGCAGUAGUCUUGUCACUGAUUCGAAUUCUCCUACAGUUUGUGAUUUUCCUGGAAAUGAAGGCAAUACGGUUUCAUGGUCUCAAAAUUCAUCAGUUCAUCAAACACUUCAUAAGUCAAACGUCCAGAACAUUCCAAAUAUGGUCGGACCUGUCGGUUUUGGUGGUGGAAUGGCUAACGGUUCCUUAAAUCGAGCAGCUGUGUCCGUAGGUCUUGUAUCAGUAUCUACAGCCGGCGUCAGUAUUACCAGUAACAAUAAAGUAAACGAGGCAGGACUGUCAAAUAUAUAUAGUAUGUUUCCUAAGCGCCCCCAACACCGAAUGAUGGCACAUUGGCAGCAACAGCAACAACAUCAUCAAAAUUCACAACAAGUACCCCUAGGUAAAAGUCCCAUGAACAUUGUCACAAGUAAUAUUCAACUUAAUGGUAAUCGUGGUAGUUUAGCUGCAGUUAAUUCCACUCUCUCAGCUCUCCCAAAUGGUUGUGAGGAUUCUGGUGUGAAUAACAGUGCUGGAAGUUUCAAUAACCACUCUAUCAUCCAGUCACUAAACAGUGUUGGGUCCUCAUCGUCUGCAAAUAGUCCGCUUGUUCUGUGUUCUUCUGGAGACUCCUUCACGAAUACCUUGCCAUUCAAUAGUCCAACGUCGGAAAGUUCCUUAGAUAGUUUCAAAUACGGGCUAGAUCAACAGCUUAUGGAAGUUAUCAAAUCUUUUGAAAUCAGUAGCAUUGGAGGUUCUAAUUUAGCUUCUUCGAAUGCAAAUAGUACAUCUAUGGGGGGGAUCGAUGAUUUAACAUUGUCAUCUAGUUUUGGAGAGGUAGAUCAACAAAUACCUGGUUUAAAUUCUGCAAGCCAAAUGCCUGUCUUAGGCUCACCGUCAAUACACAACUCAACACCUAUGAUAAAUGGUUCAAAUAACCAAAGUUCAAGUUUUAAUAGUCUUUCUAGCUACAACGGGAGUUCAAUAAUGGGUUCAGCUGGAAUGACAAGUCCGUAUUCUAUGUUUGCAAAUAUCUUUACUCGUGAAGAGGGAUUUUCACGCAAAGUAUUCGUUGGAGGUCUCCCACCUGAUAUAGACGAAGAGGAAAUAACCACUGCUUUUCGUCGAUUUGGCCCUUUAAUAGUUGACUGGCCUCAUAAAACCGAAAGUAAGGCAUAUUUUCCACCAAAAGGCUAUUGUUUUCUGCUAUUCCAAGAUGAACGAUCUGUUCAAAGUCUUAUUAAUGCUUGUAUUGUUGAUGAAGGAAAAUACUAUUGGUGCGUAUCAUCACCCACGAUGAAAGAUAAACCCGUUCAGAUUCGACCAUGGAACUUAGCAGACUCUGAUUUUGUCAUGGAUGGUUCACAACCAUUAGAUCCUCGUAAAACGAUUUUUGUUGGAGGCGUUCCACGUCCACUUAGAGCUAUCGAACUUGCCCUAAUAAUGGAUCGUUUAUAUGGAGGUGUUUGUUAUGCUGGCAUAGAUACAGAUCCAGAAUUGAAAUAUCCUAAAGGUGCUGGUCGCGUCGCUUUCUCAAAUCAACAAAGUUAUAUCGCUGCAAUUAGUGCACGAUUUGUGCAAUUGCAGCAUAAUGAAAUUGAUAAACGAGUUGAAGUUAAACCAUAUGUCUUGGAUAAUCAAAUGUGUGAUGAAUGUCAAGGUACUCGUUGUGGGGGUAAAUUUGCCCCAUUUUUUUGCGCUAAUGUUACUUGCCUUCAAUAUUAUUGCGAACAAUGUUGGGUACAGAUACACAGUCGUUAUGGUCGUGAAUAUCAUAAACCUCUAGUCAAAGAAGGGGCUGAACGUCCUCGUCCUGCACUUUAUCGAUGGUAGACGCAUACAAGUCUGUUAUUAUUUGUUAGCUUGUUAUAUCUUUCAGCAUGUUUGUUUCAUGAAAAUUGGAAAUGUUUCUUCUGAUCUCGACCUCUUACUUUCAUUGUCUUCAACCUUUCAUAUUCUCUUGUUUUUGUUUCAAUCAUUUGGUGCUUUCCUUACUCUGCC